UCCUGUUUCUUUGUAUUUCGCAGGGACUGGCAUAAAUUAACAUUUCCUAACUCUGUCCUUGGAAAAUCCAUGUCUGCUUUUCCAAAUGCCAUAGGAAAACUGCUUACGGAAAGCAGCCUCUUUGCUGGGUACCUGCAGGGAGCUGGGCUGCUUCUGUAGAGCUCCAGUAACAAAUUUGCUCAUGGCAACUUUAUUAUUUUUUAAUGCAGGGUGCUGGGCCUGUUAGUUUGCAGUAAUUCCUGCAGCUGGCAGCUGCAAUAAUGCAACAGAAGGUCACAUUUUAUGUUGAUUCAGCAUGGAUACAUAGCAAAUUGCUUUACUGGAUCUGUCUGUCCGAGCCCAUGGUAAAUUCUGCUCCUGGUGAGUCUGAGGAUUUGGCACUUUGGCAAAAAGCCACCCCGUCCCCUGCUCUGCUGAGCUGGCACAAAAAGCAGGAACUCGCAGGACCCCUGAAACAACUGCCUGCCUCCAGCGCCUGCAUGACCAUGGCCACUUGCUUUUCUCCCUUCCUAAAUGAACAGCUGUCUCCCUGACCUCUUCUUCUGUCCUCCUCUCAAUGGACUGUCAAUAAAAGGUGUGUGGCAAUAGGUGAAGCUGGGAAGACCCAGCACCCUUCUCUUGCUGCAUGGCUCAUCCCGCUCUUCCGGGGCACAUUGUUCCCCUCUCUUUGCCUUUCCUUAGCCUAUUUAGGUUGUGAGCUUUUAUUUUUAUCUUCUGCACAGCUUUUCCUGUUCAUGACAUUUAUAAGGUGGGGAGAUCUCGGCAAUCUCCCAUUUGCUUGAAAUACUUAUUCAGUCUCUGGCACUUACACCCUGGCUUGCUACAGAACUCUCCUGGAGCUUAUUAUAAAUAUUAAUGGCUUUACUUUCAUGAAAUCCCUAGGAGCUAAAGUGGUGUUUUCCACUUUAUGAUGUGAAAGAUCAUCGCUGGCUUCCUCUGGUGCUCUUGUGUCCAGCCUGCUCCCCCUGGGCAUGGUGCGGUGGGUGGGGGUGUGGGUGCACGGCGAGGCUGGGUGAGUGCUGCCCUUCGGGGGGCUCAGAGGAACAUCUUCAGGUGGCCAAGGAGAGCCCCUGUGUUCCCCCUCCGUCUCUGCAUGGGGAGGACAGGACUGGCAACACAUCCCAGUUGAGGCAGGAGGAGCAGGGGGACACAUGGUGGGGCAGCGCCCUGGAUGUGCUGGGCUGGGGGCUACCUUGCUCCAUCACUGCCCCAUGACAGCACCCAUGGUGGCAGUGGGGCGGGGGGACCCACUGGCUCCGAUGUCCCCUCUGAUGGUCGGGGGAUGCACUGUGCUGGCACAAGCAGCUCCUGUGUGUCCCUGGGUCCCGUGGUCCCCAGGCCAGGGAUGCUUUCAUUGUUAAACCUGUUCAGUGGUGUACACCUAGGUAAAAUGGACAAUCCUUGCUUUUCUCAACGUGGAAGAUUCACUUUAGGCUGAAAACCUCAUGCCGAAAGAAUUUUGGAUAUUUCUAGUUCCAUAUUAAUUGGUCUUCAUGUAAUCCGUCUUUCAUCUAAUGUAGCAGCUUUAUACACCAUGCAGUGUUGGCCUUCUCUUUCAGUUAAUGUUAUCUACAAACCAUUACUGGGUUUUUUGAAGUCUGCCUGAGUCCUGGAGGCCUUGGCAUGCCUCACAUCUAGCUGUUCUGAAGCUGUUUUCCACUAAACAGGACAGCAACUGUGACUGAGGGGUUCUUUUUCACUGAUGACUAAGGUCUGCUUGCAAGAGUAUGUACAUCAUGCAGAGAUGCCCAAUGGAGAAAGAACAGUGCAAUAAUGGGCUCAGAUAAUUAAGCCAAGUUUCAUAUUAAGUGUUUUUUAUCUUCCCCAGCAAGCCAACAAAAAAUGUCUCUUCUGAUGUCUGUCAGCCCCUUUCAAAGUCCAGGGAACGAGGGAGAGGCAGAAUGGCAGCAACAGCUCCAGCUUCAUUUUAAUGAAGAUUUCUCUGUUCCUGCAGUUGAAGUGAAAAUUGAAGUUGUGAUACCCGAGAAGGAGAGAAGCAAGGAGGAGAUGUCGCCCAACGGGAAAGCCAGCCCCCUGAUCUACAAAGUCAAUGGAACUGCCCGGCAUUAUCAUCUUGAAGAGCAUCCCAUUGCUAGCAAUCCCUACCACAACCCAAAGGAUGUGGUGGAAGCGUCUGUGUGCCAUGUGAAGGACCUGGAAAAUGGACAGAUGCGGGAAGUGGACCUGGGCUGUGGGAAGGCUCUGCUCAUCAAGGAGAGUGGUGAGUUCCACGCCGUGGGACACAAGUGUCCCCACUAUGGGGCUCCGUUGGUCAAAGGGGUUUUGUCCAAAGGAAGAGUCCGCUGUCCCUGGCAUGGAGCUUGCUUCAACAUCGGCACAGGUGACAUAGAGGACUUUCCUGGCUUGGACAGCUUACCCAGGUUCCAGGUGAAGAUUGAGAAGGAGAAGGUGUACAUCCGAGCAAGCAAGCAGGCUCUUCAGACACAGAGGAGGACAAAGAUGAUGGCAAAGUGCAUCUCCUUGAGUAACUAUAACCUGAGCAGUACCAACGUGCUGAUCAUCGGUGCAGGGGCAGCUGGACUGGUGUGUGCAGAGACCUUGCGCCAGGAGGGUUUCUCGGACAGGAUUGUGAUGUGCACGAUGGACAGACACUUGCCCUAUGACAGACCAAAGCUCAGUAAGUCAAUGGAUUCCCACCCAGAGCAGAUCACCCUGCGCCCCAAGGAGUUCUUCCGAACCUAUGACAUCGAAGUCUUAACUGAAAUGCAGGUUGCGGCUGUGGAUAUCAAGAACAAGACAGCUGUGUUCAAGGAUGGAUUUAAGAUGGAAUACAACAAGUUGCUGAUAGCGACUGGGAACACGCCCAAAGCUCUCAGCUGCAAAGGCAAGGAGGUAGAAAAUGUUUUCAACAUCCGAACACCUGAAGAUGCCAACCGUGUCGUGAAGCUGGCCACGAGCAAGAAUGUGGUUAUCGUGGGAGCAUCCUUCCUGGGGAUGGAGGUGGCUGCCUACCUCGCGGAGAGGGCCCACUCAGUGUCCCUGGUGGAGCUGGAGGAAGUCCCCUUCAAGAAGUUCUUUGGGGAGAGGGUUGGCCGCGCUGUCAUGAAGAUGUUCGAGAGCAACAGGGUGAAGUUCUACAUGCAGACAGAGGUGUCGGAGCUGCGGGAGCAGGAGGGCAAGCUGAAGGAGGUGGUGCUGAAGAGCGGGAAGGUCCUGCGGGCCGACGUGUGUGUCGUGGGUGUCGGUGCAGUCCCAGCAACAGGCUUUCUCAAGCAGAGUGGCAUCAACAUUGACUCCAAAGGCUUCAUUGUGGUCAACAAGAUGAUGCAAACCAAUGUCCCCGGAGUCUUUGCGGCUGGUGAUGCUGUCACGUUCCCGCUGGCCUUGAGGAAUAACAAGAAAGUGAAUGUCCCGCACUGGCAGAUGGCCCAUAUGCACGGCCGUAUAGCUGCGCUCAACAUGCUGGCCCACGGCAUGGAGAUCAGCACAGUCCCGUAUUUGUGGACCGCUAUGUUCGGGAAGAGCAUCCGAUAUGCAGGCCAUGGGGAAGGAUUCGACGAUGUUGUCAUUCAGGGAGAUUUAGAUGAAUUGAAGUUUGUUGCAUUUUAUACCAAGAGAGGCUCCUGGAGAUGGUGUCUGGGUACCAGGAUGGCAUCCCGCGCUGAGAGCCAGAGGAGCGAUGAGGUGGUGGCUGUGGCCAGCAUGAACUACGACCCUAUUGUAUCCAAGGUGGCUGAGGUUCUGGCUGCUGGCAGGAGCAUCCGAAAGCGUGAUGUGGAGCUGUUUGUCCGUCAUGGCAAAACUGGAGAUAUGUCCUGGCUAACUGGGAAAGGCUCCUAACGCCGCUGGUGGCUGCACCCUCCUGAUGCUGCACUUGCCGUGGGGAGACAGGAUGGCAGCUCCACGGACAAGCAGGACCACAGCUGAGCCAUUUCCCUUUGAGACUUGGAUGAACCCAGUGCCUGUCACUGCACACUUACCUUCCCGGCAGACUGCCAACAGCUCCUCUGCCCCAGUGCCUGCUGGGCUGGGGCUCUGCUGUUGCAAUUCCUGUAGGAUGCUGGAAAAGCAGCCCCCAUAGAGAGUGGGGUUUGGCACUGGCAGCGGCCGCAGGUGCCACGUGGCUGCAGAUGCUGCUGAUGGGCUGGGGGGGCCCCAGGCGGGUCUGCCCCAAGCACGUCCCUUGCCCCUGUAAACAGCAUGAGUGCCUUUUGUUGCUCCCUAUGCUUUCAAGCAUGUUGCCUCUUCCCAAAUCCUUUUUGCUUCUGGCAGACCUCUGAUGCACAUCCCUGUGGAGCCUGACAUCUGCUCCCUCUCCGCAUGGCUGCAGCACUUGCCACAUCUCUCCCUGUGCCCACCCACCCCAGGGAGCACCUGGGGGGGGCAGGGAGACAGGGUCAUGCCGGAUGGUCUCUGUACAGCCUGUAUUUGUGUUUUGCAUUCUCCUUUCUCCAGGCUGGUUGCCCCAUCCAGCCCCCCUCAGUAGAGGUGGGUCUCUGCCCAAGCCGAGGGCUCUGGAGCUCAUCGGUCCCCAUCCCAGCACCCAGAGCGUCUCCCCAUCCCGGAGCAGAGAAGGGGCUGGAGUGCUGCUCCCCAUCCCCUGGGGCUUGGUUUGGGUUUGGGUACUGGCAGCUCUCAAUCCUGGGGUGCAGAGCAGAGGCUCCCUGGAGAGAUGCAACAGCCAGACUGCAGCCCUGGGCUUGGUCCGUCCAGUCAGCCUUGUGAUGUCUUUUUCCUUAAUGAUUAUUGUGGCAUUAGUGCUGCUGCUGACGCAUUUCUCAAGAAAAAGUAGCCAGAGGAGUAUUUCUGGCUGUCCUCCAGCCUUCAACACUCAUUCCUCCUGUCACCUAGUGACAAGGCUAUGUUUCUCAUCUUCAGGUGUCAUGUUUUUUGCCCCUUGCUGGAAGAAGAGCUUUAUACACCUCAGAAGUGGACAGGGCCAGUCCACAGCCCUGUGUCCAUCAGCCCAGCAGAGCUGGAAGGCAAGAAGCCCCCUUGGAGAGCCUCCAGCGCUCUGUCCUGGGGGAGGUUUCUUCCCCAGCAGUCAAUGUAUUACCAUGAGUCCAAAGCAAGAGGAUUUAUAUUUUUUAUUUGAUUCACUCCCUCUAUGAAUUAAAGCAGUAAUAUUCUUGGAUCUGGGCCAUCUCUGAUUCCUUCCAAGGCGUUGGGUCAUCUCUGCAGGUCAGCCGGAUGAUGCAAGCACCUCUUCUGUGCAGGCUUCCUACUUGUGUCCAGCUCACCUGUAUUCCGCAUUUUCUGAUCUUUGCUGGGUAGAAAUGACACCAGUUGUCUGUCACAUCUUUGGUUGGUCUCUUAUGGUUUCACUGCAAGGUUUUUCCCAGGCAGCAUGACCAGAGGGGAUGGUAGGCAGGGAUGUGCAUGCUUCAGCACGCAGCAAUGAAGAGGGGCCUCUCCUUGAGCCAUUACAUCUAUCUGCCAGAUCCACAAAGGGAUGUGAACUUGCAAGUCUCAUCUUAGGUCCCAAAAGGCAAACAUUUAUGUCCCUGUCCCCAGUGCAGUGUGGGUGAGGGCUUUCUCCGUGGGCAGGGGUGGCUGGGGCUGCUCAGCUCCUGGUGGCCCAGGCAGGGCUCUUGCUGUGCACACUGGCCAGGGAGAUGUGGCUUUGCAUCCCGUGUCUUGCUGGUGGGAUGGUUGGAUUUUGCUUUGGCAGAUUCUGCGGGCACCAGGCUGGGGAUGCUGGGGCAUCACAUAGUGGCAUUCCCUGGAGCUCUGUGGUUUUCACCCUGGGAUCUCCAGCACAUCUUCUAUGCUGUGUGAGACUGGCAGCACUUGUGCCACACCUGCUCCCCUAGCACAGCUUGGCUGAGCUUUUCCGAGGCCUUUGUCUCUCUGCUGACCUGAAGUCUUGGCACUUUCUGGAGUCCUGGGCACACCAGCAGGGUGCUUCCAUUUUUCAGGAAGAUGCCCUUUGAGUCCUUUGCCUCGGCUGGGACCUCACCCAGUGUCAGCCAUGAGCUGUGCACAGCAAGCAUCACCCCCAUGUUCUUGGGGCUGAAGGCCGUGCAGGGGCUGAGGAAGGAUCUUCUGCCCUAGCUUACAGCUGAAGUGUGGGGAACAAGUUGCAUUCCCCCUUUUUACAGAGAAGCUGUUUCAGCCAGGGCUGGGAAUGUCACCUCAUGACAUGAGAAACCCCAGGCACCACUGUGGCUUUCCUUAGGACAUGUGCCGGGUCACGGGCAGGAUUGCCAACAGAGCUGGGCAUCCUGACGCUGACCUGCAGGCAUUGCUCCUCCACAUGGAUGUGGGCACUUCUUGCAACCUCCCAUGCCAGGACAGAAAGUUUCCAGCUCUUAAGAAACCACCUGUUCUCAUUGGGAGUGGGCACCAUCAGCUAAGCCCAGCUGGCAUACAUGCACCUUGUUAGUGAUCACUGGCUGCAUUGCCCCAUCACAUUUAGAUUCACCAGAUUGCCCAGAUAUCUUCUAGGUUGCUUACCUGGGUUACCCACGCAGACUUGAUGACCCCAGACCCCGAGCUCUCCACUGCCUCCUGCUCCUUGGAUGCUGGGCUUUGCGUAUUGCCCUGCCCCCAUCUCACCUUGUGUGCUGGCAGGACCCAGGGAGCUGUGUGUUGAGCACAGCACACCUCCCCUUCCCACACACCUCAGAACCCAUCUGGACAGCUUGUGGCAUCACACCAGGUGACAGGUUUAUUUUCAGUUUCUUCACGCCGUAAGCCUUUGUUUAAAAAAAUCAGUGCUCCUUCACAAGUUGCUUGGAUGAACAUUGCCUCUUCAUGUACUGGCAUUUACUCCUCGCUUUGCUCUUUUUUAUAGCCCCCAAGGAUGUGGUGGCAACACAAAUAGCUUCAACAUCUUCCUUUCCUGCAGUGGCACGCUUGUCCCCCUGUCCCUUGGGCUGGCUGCCCUUGUCUCGGCUAGAGCUGGUCUGAGCUGAAUGGUGGUGGCCAGCCAUCUCCAGGCAAGCCUUCCCAGUGUCACUUCUGAGGCUGGGAGGUGUUCAGUGUUACAGGUGUUUACCGAUAAACACCCUCCCUGAUCAGCAGUGGAGACUCUUCUCACCGGUGGCAUCUUCAGGUGACUUGUCCAGUCAUGGCCAAAGAGACCAGAAGGACUUGAUGAGCCUUUCUGCUCGUCCAUCGUCCUCCCUUAGCUCGCUUAACUAAACCAUCUUCUUUCUCUUGUUCAUAUAAUUUUAAGCAUCUUUGUCCUAUAUCACAAGCAGAGCAGCACCUUUUCAAAGACCUGUUCUUACCCUUUUCCAAAGGCAAGACAAAAGGAUCACCAGGAGGUAAAUUUAUACCACACUCUUUUUGCCAUUCAGGCUGGUUCUUUGAAGUGAAAAACAUAUCGGUGUAUAAAACUUUGUCCCAUUACUUUUCCCCCCUUAAAAUCAACAUCAGCUGUAACACUGCAUUAUAAUUCAAAGUGCCAUUCAUUGGCCAUUUUUCCUCAUCAUCCAGUUUAUACAAACGGCCACCACUGAUUACAGUAUUUAACUACGUUGCUUUUAGUUACGUUUCCCACAGAACCAGUCCCUGUUUGUUUCCAGUGUCCCAAAAACACAUCCCAACAAGAGAUUUCUCUGAAAUGCCCCUCCACUUAGACUGACUAGUGCCUGUUUUCUUUUAGUGCGCCUAAGAUUUUGUAACAAUCUACAUGUAUAUAAACAUGUUCAGAAGUUCAGAGUGCACUAUACCAGAUAGAAAUCUAUAUCUAUAUCUAUACUUGAGUAUGUCAGGCGGAAAUUUUACCAGAUUGUUUCCAGGAGAGCCCUCCGUAACCCAGGCUGGUGGGGCUUUUGCCUGGACUUACGGGCAGGUUUCCUAGAGCCAAAAGGAUGCCUUACAUCUGACCAGGGGAGCUUUACUUUGGAGCCUUUGGUCUGGGGAUCAGAGGUCUUCCCCAAGAAUCCCUCAGUGCUGGCUGGAAUUCCUGCAAUCCCACAGAUCCACUGACACUCAAUAGCAGUGUCCCAUCUGGGUUGCCAGAAAACAACACCGUAAAGUUGGUCACGGAGAAAAACCCUCUAAGACUUGCUUGGAAGUUUCAGAAGGCCGGCAUUCUUUAUGGCAGUGCUGGGGGCACGGGGGAAUGUUUCCU
This is a messenger RNA of Falco peregrinus (peregrine falcon), 8044 nucleotides long. It is a transcript of the gene AIFM3, whose product is annotated as apoptosis inducing factor mitochondria associated 3. The coding region runs from base 1843 to 3801 and encodes 652 amino acids. Gene Ontology annotation, cellular component: cytoplasm; mitochondrion. Gene Ontology annotation, molecular function: flavin adenine dinucleotide binding; oxidoreductase activity, acting on NAD(P)H; 2 iron, 2 sulfur cluster binding. The record is from RefSeq and is a predicted model, not a curated record. The transcript is spliced from 20 exons. Gene Ontology annotation, biological process: execution phase of apoptosis. NCBI's taxonomy places the organism in Eukaryota, Metazoa, Chordata, Aves, Falconiformes, Falconidae.